UAGGUCGAAUGGUGCAAUGUCUAUCAUUGCUGUGUUGGACGUCGUCGAGAAUGUCAAGUCCGCAGUAGGUAGCGCCUACGUCGUCGAGCUCAACAACCAUCAAUUACAACCUGUUCCGACGAGUCGGAGACAGACCCUAACCUUUUAGACCAUGGCCCCAAAUUUUUUCUCAAAGCUUGUCAGGCCUACGCCUUCAUCUCCGAGCGGAAGAGAGAAUACGACUGCUUCACCUCGUCCAUCCAUUCCAGCGCGCCCACACUCCCAAUCAUUAUCAUACACUCCUUCAUCUCUUCUAGACCUAGCUAGUGACAACUCAAGCACAAAGGGCAGUGUCAAAAUUGGUAUAAUUCCGCCAUCCCCUCGCUCAGCCCUUUCUGUUUUUCCUGAUUCGACCUCACAAGACCACCCUCAUUCUGACACAUCUCAACACCGACGUGCCCGCUCCCAGGAGAGGAUGGUCGCAGAUAGACAUGCUGUGUCCUUCGCUGCUCGUCCAAUGGCGAGCGACACCUCUUUGUCCUCCGAUGACGUACUUCCAACUCCAACCCCCUCUCGUUCUCGUCCCGAAGAAUGGAAGAAGACCAGCGCAGACAGCUCACCCAGACCCUUCCACCAACUCUCACCUGCAUCAUCCACUGGAAACUUGAAAGCCUUCGUAGACAAGCGUAGCACUACUGUUCCUCCAAACGCCCACAAGGUAGUCGAAAGAGCUCCCUCAAAACAGUCACUGCGCAGUAGAACCCAGCCCCCUGCUCCACUUGAAUUUGAUCACCCCCAGCAUGACAGCUCUCGCCCCGAUACGUCCCGGCGAGCUGGCCGCCACGAGCACAAUGCCGUCAUAAUUGAAAAAGGCCUCGUGGACUCGCCCACCGCAAUAAGCCAUUCCCGAAAAAGCUCCCAUCCACAGGAGCUUUUACCUACCCUCACCGACCCCGACGCUAGAUCAAUCCGCUCCGUUACCAGCUCAGACUCAAAGAAGAAAAAAGGUUGGCGUCGUCCUUCACUCACUACUCCCACUCGUAAACAAUCCGGCAUUGCUUCUGCUAUAGUCGCCUCUGGCCUCGCCAUGACCAAUGCUGGUCCUCAAAUGUCCCCUGUUCCUCCAAUUCCAAUUUCGGCGUCAAAGGUUACCAGUGGAACGGUCAGAUCAAAUGGGUCUGCUCGUUCUGCGGUGCGGCAUGCCGCUUCCUCAUCCAUGACAUCUGUGCCCGGUUCUGUCGAUGCCAGCUCCACCACAAGAUACGUUUCAUCCAGUCGCGAUGACUUUUCAGACGGUCAGACAGACACGUUUGCUUCUAGCGAAGACAGCGAGGCGUCGGACGAUGAACUUGAUAUAAAUGAGGAUAUUCCUGUCACGGGUUUUGCCGUUGCAAGCAGCAAGCGUAAUGCAGAUUUCCACGAGCUGUUUCCUAGUAUCCCCGAAGGCGAUUAUCUCAUCGAAGAUUAUGGAUGCGCAUUGCAGCGUGAAAUUCUCAUUCAAGGGCGGAUAUACAUCUCAGAGAACCAUAUUUGUUUCCACGCCAACAUCUUUGGAUGGAUCACCGACUUGUCAAUCCCAAUAUACGAAAUCACCGCUUUGGAGAAGAAGAUGACGGCAUUCGUCAUUCCCAACGCCAUCCAAAUAACUACCCGACAGGCAAAAUACACCUUCGCCUCGUUCCUCUCCCGUGACACGACGUAUGACGUCAUCGCAAAUAUCUGGCGUCUCGCUCGCCCUGAAGAAGCUUUCACCGAUAGUCACACGGGCUCGUCUGGCAAUAUCGUAUCGCCUGCUAGUACUUCUGAUGUUUCAGGUCCUGUGGUCAUAAGUGGAGGCAAAGAAGUCGCUCCGGUAACCCGCACCAACAAAGUCACGGCCUGCGCAUGCUCGAAAAGUGGAGGGCACCUUAAUGAGAUUGCGCUGGAAACUGUGUUGCCUGGGACCCCCGACAAGAUUUAUAACUUGAUGUUUGCGAGUGGGUUCAUCAAGGAUUUCAUGCGUGUGGAUCAGAAACUCAUGGAUGUUCAGAUAUCGGAUUGGUCACCCACAGGCGAUAACUUGAAGCUUUUGGCGAGGAACAUGUCGUAUAUCAAGCCCCUGAACAAUAGUGUAGGCCCGAAGCAAACAAAAUGCGAGAUCCACGACGAAACAUUGACCUGCGACUUUGAUGACUACGUCGUGAUGCUGACGACGACGAAGACGCCUGACGUGCCCAGCGGAGGCGUGUUCCUUGUGAAGACGAGGACGUGCAUAAUGUGGGCAAGCUCUAUUUCCACGCGGGUCAUCGUCAGCACGCAGGUAGAUUGGACUGGGAGAAGUUUCAUCAAAGGUCUCAUCGAAAAAUCUGCGAUAGAUGGUCAAAAAGUAUACCACUCCGACCUUGACAAGGCCAUGCGGAUGUACAUCCAAGAACACCAAUCUGAAUUCAUCCCUGCAGGGGUAGACCCAACAGCCGUAGCACCCGUCGAGCCUCUCAGCCCCGUCAUGGAGCUUAACAGCGUCAACCUCCUCAGUCGCUCCUUGGGCAUCUCAGACGAAGAAGCCCGUAGAGCGCGCGAACACGAACGGAACAGACGCGGGCUCCAAUGGGCGUACGAUACGUUCGACGGAGCCUACGGCGUUGCGAAGCGCUCUACGUUUGGAGCGCUUGAGCUCGUCAAGGAAGCUUGGGAGCAGAGUUCGUCGAUGACGAUUUUAUAUUUCGUUAUUGUUAUUCUUGUGUUUAGUAAUCUUUGGACGUUGAUGCUUGUGGGGCAGAGGGAGGAGGCGGGGAGGAGGAAGGAGGCGAGGAAGACUGAGGAGAGGGAGAAGUGGGUGCAGGAUGUUGUUACGGGGCUUUGGGAGGAGAUGUCUGUUGGGAGGGCGAGGGGGCCUUCUGGUGGCGUUUUUGGGGCUGGGGUUGGUGGUGGUGGUGGUGGUGGUGGGUCGGGUCCUGUGGGUGGUGAUUGGAGGUCGGAGGUGGAUGCUAUCACUACGACGCUGAAUGCUGUUGAGGAGCGGGUCAGACUCAUACGAGAGAGUCUGGACACGCUGAAUUGACUUAUUGGAGCUCCUCCUAUGUACAUACUAUUAUCUUAUUUUAGGGCACGGGUUAAAUGCUAUCAGAUCGUGAU
Messenger RNA from Suillus clintonianus, 3093 nucleotides. RefSeq lists its product as uncharacterized. Lineage: Eukaryota; Fungi; Basidiomycota; Agaricomycetes; Boletales; Suillaceae. Gene Ontology annotation, cellular component: cortical endoplasmic reticulum; plasma membrane; mitochondrion. Gene Ontology annotation, molecular function: sterol transfer activity; sterol binding. Bases 152 to 3019 code for a protein of 955 amino acids. The transcript is spliced from 5 exons. Gene Ontology annotation, biological process: intracellular sterol transport. The record is from RefSeq and is a predicted model, not a curated record.